AUGAAUCAUUGUUCAGUACAUUUUAAAGAUUUUAUAUUCUUGUGUUCAACUUGUUCAAAAUUAGUUUGUAAACAAUGUUGUGUCAGUGAUCACAAUCAACACAGGUUUGAUGAUUUCGACUCGAUCAAGGAGCAGGUGUUGAAGACAAAUGGCUAUCAAGACAAGAUUUCGAAUCUUUUCGAUCGAUUAAAGACAAUCAAAUCAACCAUUGAUUCUUUAGAGUCUACACUUGAUGAAAUUACCAAGUUCUAUGAAGAUAUACACAAUGUUCUCAUGGUUGAAGAACACAAGAAGAAGAAACCAGUGGAAGAGCAGUUGGAGUUGGCAAAGUCACUUAUUCCAUUGGUGAUCGAGGAGAUUAAUUCACUCAAGGUCAUUACCAAUACCAUUUACAACAACGAAAAUCCAGAGAAUUCGGAGAGUUCAGAGGGUAGAUCAGGAGAACAUGUAUCCGAAAGUCCAGACAGCUCAAAUACCAAAGAACACCAACAAUAUAACGCUAUUGGUGAUCUCCUCAAGGCUGUCGAACAGUCAGUUGACCACAAACAACUUUUCCAAACAUUCCAGAAUGUCUUUUCAGAAGUUUCGUUCGCCAAUCCAGCAGACAAGAUCGACUUCCUAUCACAUGUCUCCAAGCAUAAAGAUAUGAAAAAGACCAACUCCCAAAUCAUUCCUUCUAAAUACGUGGCAAUGUUUGAUCACAAUCAAAUCAAGAUCAUCAAAGAUGGCUUUGACACCAUGUGGCAAUUAGAGAAAUCCCGGGACAAUGAUAUGAUAGUUUAUUACAAUGGAGUAGAGACAAAGUUUUUUGAUAUGAAAACUCAAACAAUUACCAAACCAAACAGUUUGAAAGAUGUAAAACCUGCCCAUAUGGUUCAAGUUGGAGAUGAUAUCUUCUUCUUUGAUUCUGAAUAUAUUAAAUAUUCAAUCUCAAAGAAAACGAUAACUAAAUUCCCACGUUCAACACAAAUUAAGAGUACGAUGGAGUCAGCAUGCUAUGACAAAGAGAAAAACCAGAUAUAUAUUUUGCACAGAUACACCAGCCGCUCUAGAGACUACUAUUCUAUCGGUAGAGAAAUCGAAAUCGUUGAUCCAAAUAUUUUAAGUACCCAAUUCAUAUCAAUAUCAAUCACAUCUAUUUCCGAAAUUCUUGCGAACAAUGGUGUUGUUUAUUUAGUUGACUCAUCCAAUAUCUAUACCUUGUCGGAUACCUACAAAAUAACAUCAAAUGUUGAUUUCUCCAAAAAUUUUUCAAUGAAACAUUGUGCAAUUGGAGAUAAUCACAUUUAUAUAUUCACCAACUUCAAUACAAUAGAAAGAUAUGAUCUGGGAUCAAAAAGUUUCACGACCGUUCCUCAUAUGAAUCAAUUGGUAACUAAUGCGCAAUCCAACCCAAUUUCAAAAAUAGUAUUUAUUCCUUCAAGUGGUAUAUCUUCGAGCAAAUUGUAUUGUUUCUCUAACUCCAGUAAAAAUGCCAAAGUUUAUGACCUAGUGACAUUUAUGUACACUGACAUUGUCAUUGAACCGUUGACUGAUGCAAUUUAUAUUAAAAGACAUUAA
This is a messenger RNA of Heterostelium album PN500, 1560 nucleotides long. RefSeq lists its product as uncharacterized. The coding region runs from base 1 to 1560 and encodes 519 amino acids. The record is from RefSeq and is a predicted model, not a curated record. The transcript has a single exon. Lineage: Eukaryota; Evosea; Eumycetozoa; Acytosteliales; Acytosteliaceae. Gene Ontology annotation, molecular function: zinc ion binding; protein binding.